UUAGCGAAAUGACUGAUAAUUUGUGUUGGUAUCAUAUUGAUAACGAUAACGUCGCUGUCAGUUACCAUAGCUGUUACUUGAUAGGGUUAGGUACACCUAUGGCUAUUUGAAGCGAUAAGUUUUGAACGCGAUCUCAGACUUAGACCUCAGUCUAGCGAUAUUGAUGCUGUGAGUGCGCACGUCUAUGCACUACCUUCUAUUGGUUAUAUCCUAAUAAUUAUUUAUAUUAUUAAAAUUAUUUUUUACCAUAACAAUGGCUGAGGGGCAAAUAAAGAAUCGUGUUUGUAUUGUGGGUUCAGGAAAUUGGGGUUCUGCAAUUGCUAAAAUUGUUGGGCGCAAUGCAGCACGCCUUCCUAAUUUCGAGGACAGGGUUACUAUGUGGGUGUAUGAGGAGAUGAUUGAAGGGAAAAAGCUAACAGAAAUUAUAAACGAGACCCAUGAGAAUGUAAAAUAUUUACCGGGACACAAACUACCUGCUAAUGUUGUUGCCGUACCAGAGCUAGUAGAUGCAGCUAAAGAUGCAGACUUAUUAAUAUUUGUUGUUCCUCACCAAUUUGUGCGAACCAUAUGCUCUACAUUAUUAGGUAAAAUAAAACCUACAGCAGCUGCACUUUCACUUAUUAAGGGCUUUGACAUUGCGGAGGGCGGUGGCAUUGACUUGAUCUCGCAUAUCAUUACGAGAUGCCUGAAAAUUCCUUGCGCCGUCUUAAUGGGUGCCAACAUUGCUUCAGAGGUCGCUGAAGAGAAAUUCUGCGAGACGACUAUCGGUUGCCGCGAUGUGAUGCUGGCUCCGAUGAUGAGGGACAUCAUUCAGACUGAGUAUUUCCGGGUCGUGGUCGUCGACGACGAGGACGCGGUCGAGAUCUGCGGGGCCUUGAAGAAUAUUGUCGCUGUUGGCGCCGGUUUUGUAGAUGGUCUCGGUUUCGGCGACAACACGAAGGCCGCGGUUAUCAGACUGGGUCUCAUGGAGAUGAUCAAGUUCGUAGACGUCUUUUAUCCUGGAAGUAAACUCAGCACCUUCUUCGAGUCAUGUGGCGUCGCUGACCUGAUUACCACAUGUUACGGUGGCAGAAAUAGAAGAGUGGCUGAGGCAUUCGUCAAAACUGGCCGUUCGAUCAAGGAGUUAGAAGAUGAAAUGCUAAACGGUCAGAAGCUUCAAGGACCCAUCACUGCUGAGGAGGUCAACCACAUGCUUGCCAACAAGAAUAUGGAAAACAAAUUCCCACUUUUCACCGCCGUUUUCCGCAUCUGCCGAGGAGAGCUGAAGCCCAGCGACUUUAUCGACUGCAUCCGCAGCCAUCCGGAACACAUGAAACAAGUGGCGCCUAAAUGCUCUCUGUGAUUCGAGUGAAGUCUCCAUGUUGUUACCAUCAUCAUGAUCGCAUCGUGUCUGCACUUGCAUUUAUCAUUAAUUGACGUUUUCCAACAAAUAACUUUAAUUCAAUUUAGCAAAAAAGUAGCAUUUAGGAAAAUAUGUAUUAAUAAAUUGAUUCACUACUACAUCUCUCAUAGGUUGGUUAGUUAUAAAUUCACAUAUUUUUCUUAUAUAUGUGUCAAAGGCAGCUGAAACAAUUGACAUGAAUUGUAACAGAUAAAAUAUUAUCACGAAAGUUGGAAAACGUCUUACAUAUCAAACUAAAUCAGAUGCACGCAAUUCACUUGUUCGUUGUUUGAUUUUGUACUAUAAUAAUGUAUUUUUAUCGUUUGUUAAUUUUUUUGUUUUCAAUUCGUUUUGAACACGUUUAACAUAAUUGAAGUUAAAAUGAGGGUAUGUAUAAGGUUGUGGAUCUGGAGAUAGUGACAGAAAUAUCCGAGGCAUUUGUUACAAGUAUGUAUUGUUAAGGUAAUAAGGUUGAAUUUACAAAUGAGAAUAAUGGUGAUAUCAUUGGUCGUCGUCGGGAUGUAAUCAUGACGAUUAAUUACGACGAUUACGAUUAAUCGAAUUUGACAGGAAAAUGAUGGAUUAGAACCGAUUUGUUACACAAGGUUUGUUUUCGGUAGAGCCAUAAUUCCAGACAAUGAAAUUGCUGACCAAAGAAGUAGAUUAUUUUAAUAACAAAAUAAUUUGUUACACCCCAUCAUUUGGUUUACAACAGGUACUUGCAUGAUAAAAAUAUUAAAAGUAAAUCUGAUUAUAAAAUCAGUUUUCCAGGUAUGGUAACACUUUGCACAAUUUAAAUAAAUAUAAUAUAAUUUUAUCGAACCGUUUUUGCACUGAAGGCGACGACGGUGAUUUGUAAAGGUAUAUAUACUUGUAAAAAACGGAUUGGAAUUUCUUUUCACUAUCUUCCGGUCAAUUAUUGAAAUAAAAAUAUAUUAUCUAGUCUGGA
Nymphalis io (European peacock) is the source of this 2330-nucleotide messenger RNA. RefSeq names its product glycerol-3-phosphate dehydrogenase [NAD(+)], cytoplasmic (gene Gpdh1). Gene Ontology annotation, cellular component: glycerol-3-phosphate dehydrogenase (FAD) complex; cytosol. The transcript is spliced from 9 exons. The record is from RefSeq and is a predicted model, not a curated record. Gene Ontology annotation, biological process: glycerol-3-phosphate catabolic process; carbohydrate metabolic process. Lineage: Eukaryota; Metazoa; Arthropoda; Insecta; Lepidoptera; Nymphalidae. Gene Ontology annotation, molecular function: glycerol-3-phosphate dehydrogenase [NAD(P)+] activity; protein homodimerization activity; NAD binding. Bases 254 to 1342 code for a protein of 362 amino acids.